AUGCCAGAUAAUGGUUUCACUCAGGUAAUCACCAGCGGGUGUCUCUACACGGAUACGGAUACAAUAUUGAGUGACGUUCGAAGAUCACACCGACGUCCCUACCAACUGCACGAAGGUUCAUCUGUAUGCGACGAACCGAAGGAAUUCCCGCAAUAUGAGACUGCUUCCGGUAGCGAUGUUCGUCGAAUGUUGUCCGGUCGUGGUCGUGAAUGGGAGACGGCGGAUCGGUACGAUGAAGAGCACCACGAACGAGAUCGAUGGCACACGGGACAAUCGUUCAAGUACGAAUCAUACGAAGGGAGUGGUUACAAUCAUUUGCGAAAUCCGGGCAGGCCUGCCGUACGGUUGAAGGUAGCACAUCAGGAACCGAUCUCCAUUCGACCAAGGAACAAAAAUCCACAGAUUGUGAACGUGUGUCAAACGUUUCGCUUUCCGGACAACUUUAUCACGCAAAACAAUGCCACACGGAUGGAGCAGCAGCAGGAUCGGUUAGUGCAUCAACAACUACCCGUACCUAUCCCAGCUCGGCGGCCUCCAUUACUAUCGCCAUAUCGCAGUGCCAGUCGAUCACGUGUUGGUGGAUUUUUUAGCGUUUACAGACGCCACCGAAACAUGCACAGCCAGACGAGCCGAACGUUGAUCGAGUUGGUAGAAGCGGAACAGAAGAUGCAGCAGCAGCAGCAGCAAACGAACAGUAUUAGACCAACAGCUGGGCCGCGCACCACGACAAACUAUGGUGGUUCCUCUUACCGGAUGCCAGAGGAAACAAUGCUUGCUUCUAGCGAUAGUGAAUCAUCCAUCGGAGAGCCGGCCGAUGUCCGGUUACGAAUGCAACAAGGUGAUCGAAAGGCUAAAGUGUUGUCGAUGGUCCGUGAACAGUUGCGAGCUGGAAAUGGUCGCGCAGCGCACGUGCCGUACUUUGACCGCACUAAGCGAAACCACUCCUGUACAAAGCUGGUAGAUGGUGGUGCUACGAUGGGAGGUCAUUAUGGCAGAAGUACUAAGCUUCCGGCGGCAGGAACGAACGGAAAACCGUCCCGAUUUGCGAUAAAGCCGAAAACUGACAAUCGACGGACGUGCGCUCAGGAGGGCCAUGAGUUCGUGGAUGAUCCAUUUGUUUCGAAGGCGGGCCGUAAUCGAAAGCUGCAUCUGGGCGAAGAUUCUAUCGACGAUGAGGAAGGAUUGCAAGAGGAAGAAGAUGAAUCCGACGACGGUUCGAUCGAUGAGCAGCUGGAGAACGAUCGUGAUGAAUGCAGCGGACCGAUCGACUUGGAAUGUGAAGGUGGUGAAGAUCACGAUGACGAGACGAUCGGUGAUACGUUCGGACGAAGGCGUGGUCUCGGAGCAGAAGUGGUAUGCGUUGCUGUAGGUGCAAAAGAAGGCUCUGUAAGCAUCGCCGCCAUUGUGGAUAAGUUGCAGGACAAUGUGUGGGAAGUUUGCCUUGAAGGUAUCUGGGAUUUAAUGGACACAGCGUGCAGGAUCGAUUGGAAGAUGCAGGAAAAGUACAUCACCGUCAUCAAUCGGAAGUUGAUAGAGUUCCUCAAAUCACCUCGGACGGCUUUGUGCCGGUCGGCUUGCCAGGUGUCGGGCGAACUGUUUUGCCAGGCUAAAUCGACCAAACGACCAGAGUUCGACGAAAUAGUCGAUAUACUGCUAUGCAAGACGGCCGAUCCGAAUCGCUUCAUACAGAAGGAUGCAAACGUGGCGUUGGACAAAUUGGUCACCUACAUUCCAACGCCCCACACCGUACGAGCGAUAUCGAAUCGUGGCACCAUCCACCGUAAUCCGUUGGUGCGUACUGCAACGGCACGAUUGCUCGUGUGCAUUUGUGUCGUUUCCGGGCUCGAUGCGAUCCUGGGAACUACGGCCAACACAAGAACACGCAAAACUAUCCUGUCAAUGCUGGCAAAGUUUCUGACGGACAAAAAUCUCGAAACCAGGAAAUUCGGCGAACGGCUAUACCGUAUGUUGCGAAAGCAUAAAUUUUUCGACGAAUACUUCUACAAGGAUAUGGACAACAAUUUGCGCACAAAUUUGAAACGGGCGCUGAAAGGAGUCUAGACUGUGGGAUUUA
Molecule: messenger RNA, 2074 nt
Organism: Anopheles moucheti
Lineage: Eukaryota; Metazoa; Arthropoda; Insecta; Diptera; Culicidae
Exons: 3
Coding region: 1-2061 (686 amino acids)
Biological process (GO): mitotic spindle assembly
Cellular component (GO): microtubule organizing center; cytoplasmic microtubule; spindle microtubule
Molecular function (GO): microtubule binding
Source: RefSeq, a predicted model, not a curated record